AUGUUUCCAGAAUUACCUGUCUAUGGACUACCUUUAAAUAGUACACCAAGUGAAGCAUUUGUUAUAUUUUUAGCAUAUGGAAUUAAUGUUGAUUUGAAUAUCGAUAGUAAAAAGUAUCCACGUUUAAUUAAACGACAUUUAAGUCAAAAAGAUUGUGGAUCAUCCAUUUAUUACUGUAAAAGCUAUGUUAUUGUACACAGUCAAAUUGAUUAUGAAAUAUAUAUAGAAACUGAUACUUUAGUUAAUUGGAAUGUUGAUAUUCUUUUCGAUGUUCUUCAUCGGUGGCAUUAUCCAUUACCAAUUGCAACUUGUCAUCCGGAUGAUCCUAUUAAUUACGAGCAUUUUUGA
Molecule: messenger RNA, 348 nt
Organism: Rotaria sp. Silwood2
Lineage: Eukaryota; Metazoa; Rotifera; Eurotatoria; Philodinida; Philodinidae
Source: the annotation of a GenBank genome assembly